AUGGAAAUUUUGCUGUUUACCCUGCUAUUUGCCUUGAUCCACCCAAAAAAAGUCGUUACAAACCAGAUUUUAAGUGGUGCAUGCCGGGAAAAUAGAGAGGAGUUUGGUUUUGCUUUAGUUGGGCAUUACUAUAGAAGUGUGCACGCUGACCAUGUUGGUCGCUGCCUCUUUGAAUGCAGUUUAACGGAAAAAUGUCAAAGUGUGACGUAUCUUUGUGAUAAAAAGGAAUGUAAAAUGAACAAGGAGACAAAGAGGUCAAGGCCUGAGGAUUAUGUGGAAAAUCCAGCUGCUACGUAUGUGGAAAACAUCUUUCGAGGUAUCAUAAAUCACUCGUUGCUCUCGAUUAAGUGAUCCAUAUUCUGAGUGGCAUGGAACUGACAGUUUUAUCUUUGCUUACUCAUUUUCCUUACAGCAAAGAAAGGAUCGCAAUCUUCGAUCCCAGGCCAUUCCUGCAAGGAUAUUCUGAUGAGCGGUGACGCCCAGGGGGAUACUGAGUACUGGAUCGACCCAACAGCCUCAGAGGACCCUUUGAGAGUAUUCUGUGACAUGACAACUGAUGAAGGUUUGUUGAAUUACAUCAGUUAUUUCAAGAUCUCCUGAUGCAAAAAUCUGCUUAAUUCAGAUGACUUGUCAGAUUCCUUAUCAUUUUACAGCACCUUUCCUUUCCGUUUCAUCGAUUGUUUGUUCAACAAAACAGGUCAAACGAGCUGGUAAGUAUCACUGAGUAAAAAUCCAGUUUUAACCAGCAUAAAUUUUAUUUUCAGGUGGAUGGACUCUCAUCAAACAAUUCAUCAUGAGAAACCAGUCUGAAGGCGACGAUGAAACCUCAAACUCUUACAGAGAGAUCCUUCCAAACUAUAACUCCAACAACAAAUUCCUGUUGCGAAGUGGCUUUUAUCAGCUGAGAAACGACAUGGGUUUCACACAAAUUCGGUUCUACUGCUUUAAAAAGAUUUUGGACCGAGUGUUUCACAUCAUGACUACUAAGAAUGCCGAGGGGGAGAAGGUAGUGAAGUUUUUCACCAACUCCACCUCAAGCGAUAGACCCAAAGCUUGUGGCUCUUUCAUACCCCUCCCAGAUGACAACUCAAUACUGGCCGUAAACUGUCAGAAAUGGGGUUAUGAGAAUAAAGACAAUUGGGGUCGUGUAGGUUAUUUAAAUAACCAACGCCUUUAUCAAAGAUCCAUUUUGUGGCUUUCUGCGGAAAGGUUUUAUAAAUGCUAUGGUCGACUCCCCCAUAAAUGUGACGACGAUGAUUCACCGAUGUCCUUAGGGGACACGUGGCAAAUAUUUGUGCGAUAGAAGGGAAAGGACUUGAGUGCAGUAAGGAAAAAUAAGGGGAAAUAAUUUACUCUUGGUUAAGUUCAACGAUGGUUAAAAGACCUCUUAAAAUAACUGAGUUAACUGCACUUGGAAAGAACCGUAAUUUUAAUUAAAACAGGGAACCACUCACCAUUUAUCGCCUGGGGUUGGGGGCGAGGGGUAAUGAGGAUUUUUGGGGGGGAUCACCUGGAAUUAAGGGGGAACAGAGUGGGGGGGAUCAGUUGUAAGAUCUGACCUGGCUACGUGAGGGCCAUUACUGACAACAAUAGUGAUUAAAGAUCCUUCUUGUUAGUAUUGUCAGUUUAUUGGUGAAAUAAGGUAAUUUAUAGGACAUUCGUCGUAAUAAAGCACAUUUGGUGUGAUCAAGCCAUUGCUAUUCGCCGAUGUGCCAGUUUCGUCCAUACUGCAUUUACUGGAAAUUCGAUGACUCGAACCCAAACUCAAGCAAUUUACAGACAUUCACCGUAAUAAAGCGAUUCAUUGCAGGAUAUUCAAUGUAAUCAACAAGCAGUUGUUAUGUGCCGACAAGCAAUAGUAGGACGAUCCUUAUUGAAAAGGAUAUUAUUGUUAUGUGGUAUUGUAUGUGUAUUUUUCAAACUCAUUAAUUAUUCAUGAGGUUAUUUCGUCACAUGCAUGAAUCUAGAUAUUCGAUAAAAACGCAUAUCCGUAUUUCGUCAUAUGCAUGAAUCAAGAUAUCCAAUAAAUAUAUGUUAUUUGCCGGCUGGGAGGUCCGUAUGGUGAAAAACUGUGACUGAGGUCUUGAAAAUACUGCCCGAGGCCGUAGGCCGAGGGCAGCAUUUUCAAGACCGAGGUCACAGUUUUUCACCAUACGGACCGACCCUUAGCCGGUAAAUAACAUAUUUAUUGCUUUUAAACUUGACGAAAUUCUUUCCGAAAGAACCCGAAUGAUUUAUGGCCGUAAAUACGGCAAGAUCUUCCAUAAACUGAACAAUUUUUGAGUGAGUAAAUGGUAGUUAAAAUAGAGGUGAUGCAAAUUUAAGAGAGAUGCCUCAGCGAAACAUUUUCAUUUCCGUAACGAUAAAGGUGAUUUAAAAGGCUUCCAAACAAACUUUGAAACAUUAUUUUUACAAGUAUCUGUCACAAUCUGACACCUGUCAAUUAGAGAGCGCCCAAGAAAAAAAAAAGCCUAGGAACAUUUGAAAACCAAUUAGUUUGGCAAGGACUGUCACGACAAUGUUUUCUUCAAAAUCAGUUAAUGAUCUAACGGAAAGUAUUAUUCACUCUCAUCGACCAUUCAUUCAUGUACGAAGAUUUACCUCUGUUCAUUAAGUAAACGGCGAGGAAAGUAAUUGUGAGUAAAUUCAAUUUUUUUAUUUUGAAGUUGUGAGAGUUUGCUCGUUUGUUUGCUGUAAUGGCGUGUUUAACUCUGAUCUUUCCUUCACAAAAACUAAAUUCGAACGGCACACUCCAACGAGACACAAGGGAAUGUAAUGCGGCCUUUUCUCAAAAAAUUCCUUCAAUUUCUGUUGUAAUGCAAUUUAAGGUACAAAUGUCCAAAUUGAACGGAAUUGGAAAGACUCACCAGGAGCGUAUAUUUGUUGUAGAACUUAAAUUAAAACUUCGCUCGCUCUUUCACUAUGAACAAAUUGCUUGAGAAACUUCAGAUAUUAAAUGAACGAAAGUUCCAUCGUUCAGUUUAACUGUAACCAAAUACCUCACGUUUCAACUUUCUGGGUACUUUUUGUGAACGAUUAAAAUUAAUUGCAGACGGUUUUUAGGCCGCUUGUCAACCAACGUAAUGACACUAUUGUUUAUACAAAUUCAUUCUGAAACCAAUAUUUUUCUGUCAACCAAAGUGAUUUGAUAGAGAGAAAAGAGAGGAUUCAUAAGUUAUUUAUCGGCUUGAGGUAGUGACCGACGUGUUUGCUUAAAAAUACUGCCCAGCCGGAAAACGAGGUAUGUUUAUGAAAAAUGACAACGAAAGUUGGGAUGUAUUCGGCGACUCACGAAAGCGUUACCGUAGCCCGUGGGCAGAGAUAGGAAAAUACUGACCGGGUAAAGAACCAAUCAGAUUGCAAGAUUCGUUACCGUGCCCUCUAAAAAAACAAUAAAAACGCAUAUCCAGAUCAUUAGUGAUCAGAAAUUUAGCAUACACUUUGAAUUCCCUAAAGAAACCCCAAUCAGACAACAGAUGGAUGGUAGCUGAUAAUGAUAAGAUCAGUUCAGAAGCAUGCAAUAUUUCCCACCUAACUCGGAUUAUUUCAUCUGUCGCCUUCUUACAAUUCCUACUCGUAGAGUCAACUUACGUAGAGAUCUAACUUUACAAAUACUGCCAACGCUUGUUUGCUGUCGCCUCGCAGAUACAUGCUUUCCUAAAACAUGAUCAGACUUAAAUUGAAGUACCGUUAUUCAGUUUCCCAAUUAAACUCAUUCUACUUUCGAUCCUUUGCCUGUAAGGAACUCUUUGGUACGAGUUCGCAUGAUUUUGUGGGUUAAACAGUUCAAAUUGUUUUGCAUCUCCUCGAGCUAGAAAAGUUUUUAGGAUGGCUAAUGAUCUAAACGAUCUGUAUUUGAAAUUCAGUCUGCCCAGUUGAUUAGCAAAAAUAGUUACCACCUCAGUUUCUAAUAGUUAUUGACGUUCUUUACUAGGUUCUAUGGGAAAAGGCUUUUCUUUUCGCUCCAGCCUCUCACAGAGGUGUGAAUGGAGAGGAUGUACAUGUACAAGUUCUGAAUCUUAUGAGGCGACGGCAUAACUCCAAAAAGUAUUAAUCCUCGAUAUGUUUAAUAACCAAUGAAUCUAAGAUUGCUUAAUUAUUGAUAAAACACAAUGUUUUAACUACCUGGAAGCAAAUCUGUAGGGAAAAGCACAUUUUUAUUUCUUUUUCGGAUUCUGCGAGCGUACCUCAGUGUCGCAAAAGCUGCCAGCGUAGUUUAAGAAGAUUGCUAGAGCUGAUCUAGAGUUGAUGAGGAAAAGAAUUACAAGGCUGGCAUUGCCCCAAUAAUACCAUCGACAAUGCCAUAUUGCUGCAUUAUUGAUGAAAAACUUUAACUUUGCUGGCAAUAUUGAUAACAAGAAGACAUUUCUCUCCUCGAUGAGAACUGAGAAGUAUAUUCAAGUGGAGUAUCGAUCCUCUACUUAAAAGUUAUUAUGGGCUUUUUACUCCCAUUUCACAGUCCUGUUCCCUAACAAAGAGGAUUUCAAAGGGCGUAGUCAACUUUUAAAGUAUGAAGUAGGUACUAGUAAGUGUUUUGUAAGAAGAGGAACGAGAUGUAGGACGAUGCCGAAAAGAAAUAAAAGAUCUGAACACCUCCGGAGCCGCAAACGCCUUACUGUGUUAGCGUCGACACCUCAAAUGUAAGCCGGAAUCUAUUUGAAUGUUCAGGAUUGAAGGGCGUUUAAUUUAAGAAAGUUCGUUGGGUAGAUAAAGAAUAUUUUGAACACUGAAUUUUAACCCGCACUCUAGCGUACUGGCAUAUUGUAUAAAAUUAACACCCUCAGUGGAAAAGCAAGAAUAUGAUGCAUUUCUUAUUUAUCAUUAGAAUUAGUCAGCGUGGUUAAGUCGUUUGUUUGCUGUCGCCUCGCAGAUAUAUGCUUUCCUGAAACAUGAUCAGACUUAAAUUGAAGUAUCGUUAUCAGUUUCCCAAUGAAACUCAUUCGACUUUCGAUCCUUUGCCUCUAAGGCACUAUUUGGUACGAGUUAGCAUGACUUUGUAGGUUAAACAGUUCAAAUUGCUUUGCAUGUCCUCGAGCUCGAAAAGUUUUUGGGACGGUUAAUGAUCUUAACAAUCUGUAUUCAAAAUUCAAUCUACCCAGUCGAUUAACAAAAAUGGGUGCCACCUCAGUUUCCAACAAUCAUUGACGUUCUUUACUACGUUUCAGAGAAAAGGCUCUUCUUUUCGCUUCAGCUUGUCACAGAGGUGUGAAUCGAGAGGAUGUACAUGCACAAGUUCUGAAUCUUAUGAGGCGAAGGCAUAACUCCAGAAAAUAUUAAUCCUCGAUAUGUUUAAUAACCAAUGAAUCUAAGAUGGCUUAAUUAUUAAUGAAAGACAAUCUUUUAACCACCUGGAAGCAAAUCUUUAGGGAAAAGCAUAUUAUUUUCUUUUUCGAAUUCAGCGAAGGUGCCUCAGUUACAAAAAAGCUGCCAGCGUAGUUUAAGAAGAGUGCUAGAAUUGAUCUAGAGUUGAUGAGGAAAAGAAUUACAAGGCUGGCAUUGCCCCAAUAAUACCAUCGACAAUGCCAUAUUGCUGCAUUAUUGAUGAAAAACUUUAGCUUUGCUGGCAAUAUUGAUAACAAGAAGACAUUUCUCACCUCGAUGAGAACUGAGAAGUAUUCAAGUGGAGUAUCAAUCCUCUACUUAAAAGUUGUUAUGGGCUUUUUACUCCCAUUUCACAGUUCUCUUCCUUGACAAAGAAAAUUUCAAAGGGCGUAGUCAACUUUUAAAGUAUGAAGUAGGUAAGUGUUUUGUAAGAAGUAGAAUGAGAAGUAGGACGACGCCGAAAAGGAAUAGAAGAUCCGAACACCUCCGGAGCUACAAACGCUUUAUUGCGUUAGCGUCGGCACCUCAAAUAUAGGCCGGAAUCUAUUUGAAUGUUCAGAAUUGAAGGGUUUUUAAUUUAACAAAGUUCUUUGGAUAGGAUAAAGAAUAUUUUGAACCCGCACUCUUGCUUACUGACAUAUUGUAUAAAAUUAACACUAUCUGUUAAAAAGCAACAAUAUGAUGCAUUUCUUAUUUAUCAUUAGGAUCAAACAGUAGGAUUAAGUCGCUGUAUGCCAAUUGGUUGAAACACAAGCUAAAACAACCUGUUUGACGAUGAUGUCAAAUUUCCAUGGGUUACUAGUUUAAGAAAGGUUUAUAAGCGAUAGGCGAAUACUCUGCUUCUCAGUAUAUUUGACAAACAGCCAGGAAAAGACGAGUCGCCUUGGAGAAAGAGGCACAGAGAUAUGUAGCUUGAGAACAAGUAGCGCUCCUUUUGUUUCAUUUGGUAUAUCUUAUACUGCGUCCAACUCAAACAAGUUGAAAGUUUUUGCACAAAAAUCGAUGAUUGUGAACCCGUUUGAAACUAAAGCAGCUUUUCAGCACAAUUCAUCCUUCAGGAAGACCAAGGCACUAUCACAAUCCUUAUCUAAAAGAGGUAAUAAUUGUAUCGUAAGGAAAACGAUUCUGAUGAAAAAUGGCGUUUCAACAGUUUCGGAAUGAUGACAUCUUGAACGUGCCAUUUAUGUGUAGACAUGUCAAUGGAAAUUUCUGAAAUUGUAGUUCACUGCAAGGGUCAUUUCUUUUCCUCAAUUUCGUCCGUAGGAAUGAAUAUUACGUAUUCAGUCAUAUUAUCAGAUCCCUUCCACGCGCGGCCAUAAAAUAUCCUUUAUAUGUAAAACUCGUUAUUACUUAUAAUUAUUAAAAAACAACAGAGAAGAAAAGAUACAUAUGAAUGUUAGCGACAUGUUAUAACUUUACAGUAUCAUUAUAACUGAAUAACUGAACAUGUACAUGUCCUUUGCUUACAGAUUUUCAGUCGCCAUGGAAAUUUGUCUUUAUGCCCUGUUCGUCAUAUUGGGCCUACCCACAACAUUUACCGGCCAGCCUGCGUGCCGGGACAACCAAGAGGAGUUUGGUUUUGCCUUGGUUGGGCAUGACUACAAAAGUGUGUACGCUGACCAUUUCAGCCGCUGCUAUUUUGAGUGCACUUCAGAGGAGAGAUGUCAAAGUGUGACGUAUCUCUGGGAUCAAAAGGAAUGUAAAAUGAACAACGAGACAAAGAAGUCAAGACCUGAGGAUUAUGUGCAAAAUCCAGCGGCUACCUACAUGGAGAAUACCUUCCGAGGUAUUGUUAACCAGGAACAUUUUCCAGUUAUGUCUGUAAACCAUUUUGGAAGGGAGGGGACUGUAAGUUUUACCUUUGCUCGUUGACUCCUUCGCUUGUUGCAUGAGCUCAGUUAAGAUAAAGCUAUAUUCUCUCUGACAGAAGACUGCUUACUUAUUUUCUCUACAGCAAAGAAAGGCUCGAAAUCCUCGAUCCCAGGUCAUUCUUGCCGAGAAAUCGUAUUAAGCAAUAACUCCCAGGGGGAUGGUGAGUACUGGAUCGACCCAACAGCUUCAGGGAGACCCUUCACAGUGUUCUGUGACAUGACGACUGACGAAGGUAAAAAAAAAAACUUACAUAAUUUGAUAAAUAACAAAUUACAUUUUAGAUAGACUUGGCUUUUCGUUUGCUGGGCUGCCAACAUUAACCUUUACAUACUUGAGAACUGCCUCUUUUAUUAAGUUAUACUCAUACAUAAUGAAGGGCCUGUAUCUAACAUUCAGAAAAAAUAUCUUAAGAGCAUAAAUAUACAAAAUUUCUUUAUAUGAAAAGCUCUUCGUUUUGAUGAGUGCAGAUGUCCCAGAUGAAAAAAAUACCAUGUACUUAUGCUUGAGAUCUUUCAUUGGGCACAAUUUGGGCUGCAAAAUGAAAUUAUCUCCCCUUAAUUGGGAUCCUCUCUACAUCUUCAAAUCUUCAUCACUCUGCAUGCAACUCGUAUCUUCCCAGGAAAGACUAGAAAAAAUGGCGCUCUUUUUUUGGUUCGACGAUAAAAACGUACGCAGCUAGAAAAACAAUGCUCUAAAGUCUUGAAAAACUCCUCAGUCCCUUGACUUUCCGAAGAUUACCUUAAGAUUUUUCUUGUUCUGUGAAGUAAAUGGCAAUGUUCUGUUCUGUUAUGCCCAACCACCUCUGUCAUGCAUUGCAAGCUUUAGUGGAAGCCCUAGAGACUUCUUCUGUCAAGCAUUGUAAGCGUAGUUGAAGCUCUAGCUUCUAAAUUAACCCUUUUCAAGUUACUGACUGUUCGCCAUGAUUCCCCCUCUUCACAGGUGGAUGGACUCUCGUCCAUCGCUUUACCAUGAGAGAUCCCAGUUCUUCAGAUGAUUCUACUUACGAAUCCAACUCCUAUCAAGAGAUUCUACCCAAAUACAAUCUCAAUCAUCAGUUCCUGUUGAGGCAUGGCUUUAGCAAGUUAAAAACUGACAUGGGUUUCACUCAGAUCCGGUUUUACUGCUUUAAAAAGAAGCCAGGGUCAGUAUUCCAUAUCACGACAAGCAAGAACAUAAAGGGAACUGCAGUGGUGGACUUUUUCACAGUAUCUGAUACUAUGCCUGAGGCGUGUGGAUCUUUUACUCGCUUUUCAGACGAUAACUCAACCUUAGCCUCUAUUUGUGAUGAAUGGGGCCACCCGAGUAACAAUCGAUGGGGACAUAGAUCUUACCGAACGGAUGAGCGCCUCUUUAAGAGACCGCUUUUCCGCAAGGGGACUAAUAGCAAUAACAUGAAUUUCAUUUUUUUCCGAGUAUCGGGGGGCUUUCCCUAUUGUUGUGAUGACAGUGACAUGGAGGCAUCUUUGGGUGAUACAUGGAAGAUAUUUGUACGAUAA
Messenger RNA from Pocillopora meandrina, 8690 nucleotides. Lineage: Eukaryota; Metazoa; Cnidaria; Anthozoa; Scleractinia; Pocilloporidae. The record is from the annotation of a GenBank genome assembly.